Messenger RNA from Penicillium lagena, 231 nucleotides. RefSeq names its product cytochrome c oxidase subunit 7. Lineage: Eukaryota; Fungi; Ascomycota; Eurotiomycetes; Eurotiales; Aspergillaceae. Bases 1 to 231 code for a protein of 76 amino acids. The transcript is spliced from 5 exons. The record is from RefSeq and is a predicted model, not a curated record.
AUGUUCCGCACCGCCCCUCGCAUGGCCGGGUUCGUGUUCCGUGAGAACCGCGUUCCCUACUACCAGCGUCUGUUCCAAGGCCACGAUGGCAAGCGUCAAUGGUACCAGACUUCCCGCUCCGGCUUCCUCGUGUACCCCUACCUGAUCUCGAUCUACGGUCUGGGUGCUGCUACCACCUACGCCAUGUGCCGCAUGGUUCUGGGCCACAAGACCUGGUUCGGUGAGAAAUAA